Messenger RNA from Candidozyma auris, 798 nucleotides. RefSeq lists its product as uncharacterized. The record is from RefSeq and is a predicted model, not a curated record. Gene Ontology annotation, molecular function: protein-macromolecule adaptor activity. NCBI's taxonomy places the organism in Eukaryota, Fungi, Ascomycota, Pichiomycetes, Serinales, Metschnikowiaceae. Bases 1 to 798 code for a protein of 265 amino acids. Gene Ontology annotation, biological process: vesicle-mediated transport. The transcript has a single exon.
AUGAUUCCGAAUAAUGUAUUGGUUAUCGGCCCGCCAAACUCGGGUAAAAUACGUCUAGCACAAUGCUUUUCUAAGGACGUUGAUACAACAAGCAUACCCAAAGAAUCUCACUCUGGUCUCAUAUAUCGCUGCGAGCUCAACACCAAGUAUUACAAGACGCUGGUUAAUUUGCUUAUUGAAGAGUGUCCUGAAGAAAGACCAAGCGACACUGAUAAGUUUAUCGAGGGUCUUGAUCAGUGGUACAAAGGCUUUGUGUCUGAAGAAUACGUAGAGCUCAGAGAAGCGUUAGAUGGAGUCAUUUUCACAAUGAAUUCUAAUUCAGUACUGGUGCUGGACUGGGAAAUGAUCAUGGACCAGUAUACUCGAAUUAAGGAGUCUCUUGAUGAGAGUAUAUUCUCUGUUGUCAUGGUGGCCGCCUUGGACGCUCCAAACGAUGCACUUCUCGAGCAGUACGAGGAUGGAUGUAUUCAACGAGGCAUUGAGUUCGUCUAUGAGGGUCACGAGGGAACAAACGAGUACAAGGAGAAGCUUGGGAUGGAGAGAAUCAAGGAGAUACUUCAAACGCACACAUGGUCUCAAACUACGUCGUCUACAUCUGAGGAAUACGACAAGCACAGAUUGGACAGGUUAGAUAACAUGACGAAAGGUCUUCUACAACCCGAUGACGGCGAGGAGAUGCCGUUGGAUAAGAUCAUGGAGAAGCUACGCCUCGAAAAGUCAAAAGUCGAAAAGAUGAAACCAGAGAAUAAGGAGUCUUACGUGAAACUGGUGAUAGAAGACCUUCUUCAAUUUAUAUAA